Molecule: messenger RNA, 597 nt
Organism: Gloeophyllum trabeum ATCC 11539
Lineage: Eukaryota; Fungi; Basidiomycota; Agaricomycetes; Gloeophyllales; Gloeophyllaceae
Product: 40S ribosomal protein S20
Exons: 5
Coding region: 47-418 (123 amino acids)
Biological process (GO): translation
Cellular component (GO): cytosolic small ribosomal subunit; ribosome
Molecular function (GO): structural constituent of ribosome
Source: RefSeq, a predicted model, not a curated record
ACACCCACCUUCAUCUCGCCCCUAGUCACCUUCUGACUCUAUCAAGAUGAGUUACGUCGCUAAGGGCGAAAAAGAGUACGACGCUGCCGGGGCCGUGCCCGCUGCGAAAAUCCACAAGAUCCGGAUCACCCUCACGAGCAGCAACGUCAAGAACUUGGAGAAGUUCUCGAACGACUUGAUCAACCGCGCGAAGGACAAGCAGCUGCGCGUGAAGGGCCCGGUGCGCUUGCCCACCAAGGUCCUGAAGAUUACGACCCGUAAAUCCCCCUGUGGUGAGGGUUCGAAGACGUGGGACCGUUACGAACUCAAGAUUUACAAGCGCCUCAUCGACAUGCACUCCUCCAGCGAGAUCGUCAAGCAGAUCACAAGCAUUAGCCUGGAGCCCGGUGUUGAGGUCGAGGUUACCAUCUCGGCUUAAAUAGCUACGUAUCUUAGGCAUCAUGCGUGUUGUAUGUAUGUUUAUGACCACCACAUGCGAUUGAGCGCCCUUUGGCGCUCUCUGUAUUGAAGGGACGUUGCUACAAGAGAUCACGUAUGACACGGAUGGGCCCAAGCGCGGUCGAAUCAUGCAGGAAAGCGGUUGAGACAGCCAUCGAG